Messenger RNA from Pedinophyceae sp. YPF-701, 969 nucleotides. The record is from the annotation of a GenBank genome assembly. Lineage: Eukaryota; Viridiplantae; Chlorophyta; Pedinophyceae.
AUGCGGGCUGCGACCAGGCUGGCGUCCUGCCAGACCUGCGUGCCGAGUAGAGGGCGGAGGGUGCCGCCGCAGCAGCCGCGUAUCGCACUGCGCGGGGCGCGAUGCGUCGAAGCGCAGCACAGCUUUCGUGCCGCGACGGUGUGCCGCGCGGAGGAGCCGGGACGGCAGCGCGGCGACGCCCCCGACAGUGGUGAUGGCCCAGAGUCGUCGGCGCGCGACGGGUUCAUCCCCGACGCGGAGGUCCCCUUCCCCUCGGCCCGAAACGGCCUGGACUACUACUGCUACUGGGUUCUCGGCCUGCUCUUCCUGACCGACUUCACGCCGGCGGGCGGUCUCGUGUCAUCGUCUGGCGUCGUCGGCAGCUCGACUGCGCAGCUCGCGACGCUCGCAGGCGUGCAGUGGGGCCUCUUCGUGGUACCCACGCUGGUGUCCGCGUGGAGGAAGGUUCAGGCCGAAGGUCGCGGGUUCGACGGGUUUCGCUCCACGUUUGGACUGCGGGGCUGCAGUGCGGGGAGCAUCCUGCUGGGGCUGGCGGCCGGGCUGCUGACGUGGAUUCUCGUCUACGGCGCGGUCGACCUGCGCAUCACCGCCGUCAACGGGCUCGUCGGGCCGCCUCCCGACGCCGUCCCGCGCGCGGUCCCAGCUGCCAGUGCCGACACCAUCGGAGCGGCGGCGAUCGCGCUCGUGACGCUCUCCCCGGCAAUCGCAGAAGAGCUUCUGUUCCGCGGACUACUGCUGACGGCGAUCCGGACGCGCCUGGGCUCCGUCGACAGCGUGGCCGUGUGCGCGCUCGCGUUCGCGGUCAUCCACUUCGACGUGCAGCAGAUCUUCCAGCUCACCAUGCUCGGGUUCACGUGCGGCUUCCUGACGCUCUCGGCGGAGAGCGUGCUGCCCGCCAUCGUCGCGCACGCCGCGUACAACUGCGCCGGCCUCGCCUCCGCCGCGAUCGUGGCCUCGGGCGCCACCUAA